AUGUGCAUGUGGAUCGUGUGGGAACGCCUGUCUUCGUGCCCACAUACCUGCUCGGUCGUCGCUGCUCGGAAAGUUGGUGUUUGGGCUGCGGAGAGCCGAAUCUUCAGAGAGGCAAUCCUCGCAGCGGUUGUUCACCAGGUUUCUGAUGUCAGAUCCUUCCUUGAAAAGGUCCCUUUGCUGCAGGGUUUGUCCUCCCGAGAAUUGGAUUGCGUGGCUGAUAUGUGUUCUGUCAAGUCAUAUGCAACCGGGGAGAUGCCAUCGCACGCCAGCACUGAGUUGACCAAUGCUUUUUUUGUCAAAGCUGGACAGCUGAAAAGGCUAGAAUCUCCUGGUCGUGAGGAGAAGUUGCUGAAUGUUGGCGACUGUGUUGGCAAACGGCUUUUGCUCUUUGAAGACAAGUCUGGAGUGACAAUUCAAGCUACGCAGCGAUGUGAGCUCGUACUCCUCAAUGUGAGAAGAUUAAGGCAGCUCAUUGGUAAGCAAGAGGCUGCUAUCAAGCUUCAACAAGAAAAUUUGACGUCAAGUCUGCUCUCAUCGCCUGUUCUGUCAGCCCAAAGUAAAUCAGUGGUCACAGACAUCUCCAAGUCUCUCGAGCUCAGCGAGUACUUGCCAGGUGCUAAGAUACCGCCAACGAUUGGACUCUUUGUGGUGCUGGACGGUGUGGUUCAGGCCGGACAUCGUCCCUCAAUGCGGACUCUUCGGCAAGGCCAUGUAGAAGCUCCACCAGCUGCCCUUGCAGCACAAGGCUCAUUUAACCCUCAAGUACUGGGAGCCGCUCACGAGUGUUCGCUAACUGCCGGUCAUUCCGGCUGCCGCCUUGCGGUUUUGCCCCAAAGGCUAAGGACUGAUGAUGCUGCUGGCAUGAAAGCACGGAUUAUCGAAGUUCUCUCUCGCGUUUCCAUUUUCCGGCAAGUUCAGGAGGCAACUCUAGAUGUCCUUUUCCACAGCGUGAAGACGCAGAUCUAUCGCAGUGGAGAAGAAAUUGUGAAACAAGGUGACAAGGGUUCUCAAUUCUAUGUCAUAGCAGCUGGAGAGGUGGAGAUGUUGAAGGAUGGCCGCCCGAUCAGGAGGCUGGUGCAAGGGUGCUGCUUCGGCGAGAGAGCUGUUCGCUUCGAGGAGCCUUGGCCCACUUCCUUCAAGAUGGCCACAGCGGAAGGGGAAGUCUGGUUUUGGGACAGCUCCAGCCUGUGGCAGGCUCUUGCAAAAGAAGGUAGAGCUUCAGAACAGCUUCACCAACGAGCCGUGUUGCAAGACCCUGGAGUCAAGUUAGCAGAUCUAAGAAGACUUGGUCAAGUGGGAACUGGCACUUCGGGAACUGUCUGGCUUGUGCGCCACAAGGAAACAGGAGCCAAAUAUGCGCUGAAGCGAAUGCAAAAGCUGAAUGGCAGCAAUAAGGUUCCGCCUGUGGUGCAGCGAGAAAUUGAGAUCUUGUCCGAGAAUGACCAUCCUUUCCUCAUGCACAUGGUGAAGUCCAUGGAAACGUUUCAGAAUGUUUAUGUCCUGGCAGAGUAUGUCGGAGGGGGCGAGUUGUAUGAUGCAAUGCGCUCAAUUACCAACGCUUUUUCUCGAAAACAAGCGAUGUUCUACGUAGGGUCAAUUCUUCUGAUGGUGGAAGCUCUGCACGAACGCAACGUCGUUUAUCGAGACCUGAAGCCAGAAAACAUUCUGCUUGACUCAGAGGGUUACCUCAAGUUGGUUGACUUUGGCACCGCAAAGAAACUGGAUGCAAAGUGUGGCAGAACCUUCACGCAAGUCGGUACAACCCAUUAUAUGGCUCCUGAAGUCAUGCGUGGCAAAGGGUAUGGUCUUGAAGUUGAUGUUUGGGCACUUGGAAUACUUCUUUUUGAGUUGCUUUGUGGACAGCUACCCUUUGGAGAAAACGCUGAUAACGACAGGGAGGUCUGCAGAGCUGUGCUGGCAGGGAAGCCGCACAUUCCCCAAGCAUUGGACGAAUGCUCUAAGAAAAUCAUUGUGUCUUUGCUGGAGCCUCGCCCACGCCGACGGCUUGGUUGUGGAGCAAACGGGCUGAGAGAGAUCAAGGACCACAGCUUCUUUCGAUCCCAUUCUUCAUCUAGCAAUGGUGAUGAGGCGAAUCGUUUGCAUGUUGAAAGUGCGGACGACUUUUUCAUACACCUCUUAAGUCGGAAGCAAGAUCCGCCGAUUCAACCUCCCAUCAAGGAAAAGGAGGACAAGCCUGAAGAGGCUCUCACAGACCAAGAGGACGAAGUUUUCUCCGGAGAUGCGAAAAGUGGAGUGACUUCAUGGGCCACCUAGUUGGACAGGCAGAAAAACGGGCUACACGCAGCAACCUUGCAAGGUACACAGCAAGACGAAAAGGCGAAGCAAAUCUCGGUGAAGUUGGAGCGGGAGAAGAGCGGCCGGCAAGACCAAGUUCCUGGAGAUGCUGACCUGAAACGGAAGCCGGAGCUGUACUCUGACGGAUGGCGAAAAAGUCUGCUUUAUGAGCACCAUAAAGACAUAGAACGUGCAGAGGUGGUUGACACUGGGUAGGGAUCGGCAAAUCUUGGAUAUUAAUUGUUGGCGAAUGCAGUACUUGGUUUGUCACUGCUUGCUUAUUCGGAAAGUUGCUGCUUGCAGAGACAACUUGGCAUGCAGACACUGCAUGCCGGAAAGAUGUAGCGAAAUGAACAUGCUGCAAGAACGGUAGUAGUGGUGUGUAGAGUGAAUUGACUUGCAAGACGUCAAAGAAGGCAACUGAUGCCAACAUUUGUUCAGCUCAGGUAGUCAGCGGUUCAAAGUUUCCAUUGGCAGGACCUAGAAGAUUG
Molecule: messenger RNA, 2786 nt
Organism: Cladocopium goreaui
Lineage: Eukaryota; Dinophyceae; Suessiales; Symbiodiniaceae
Source: the annotation of a GenBank genome assembly